AUGCCUGCCCCCAAAUCUUCGAGGGCGUCCCCGGCAGUCGACCGGCGCGAACGCCUUACACUCGCGAAAUUGGCCAGUUACGACGAUGUAGCGACGGACGCAUUGGUUGAUCGUGCGUACUUCUGGACGAACAUUCGAAAGAAUCGCACGAAAUAUAACGCGGCGAGAGGAAUAAAAGACGACGACGUGGCCCGAAUCCUUCUCCACGACGUGAUCGUCGCAAAAGAUGUAGCCAAGGCGGAGAAAGCACUACUUGCGCUUUCGGGUCUGAACAAGUACUUGGCGAAGCUGCCCAACGACAGGGAGAAGGAGUGGUUCCGUCGACACCUACGGAAGUAUAUCCUGAUCUACCUCCCUGAAUGUCCGUUUGAGGUUACCACGACGAAUAGAUACACCAUCACGGAGCAUGAGGCUGCCGUAUGUGCGCGAAAGUUCAUCAAGAAAGGAGAAGAGAUCAAGUAUCUCAGUGGCACACUCGUGGCCAUGACCCGAGAAGAGGAGAUGGAUCUGGACCUGAAUCGCAAAGAUUUCAGCAUUGUCAUGUCCAGCCGCAAAAAGACACCCUCCCUAUUUCUUGGUCCCGCACGCUUCGCAAACCAUGACUGUAACGCGAACGGGCGAUUGGUGACGCGUGGUUCGGAGGGCAUGCAGGUUAUUGCAGCUCGUGAUAUCCACAUUGGGGAGGAAAUAACCGUCUCCUACGGCGAAGAUUACUUUGGAGAGGACAACUGUGAAUGUCUCUGCCUAACAUGUGAGCGAGCUGUAAGGAAUGGCUGGGCUCCUCGAUUCGAUUCUCCCUCGCAGAGCGCCGCCUCUACUCCUGCGCCUGACGACGAAGCCAGCAUUCCUGAUAACGGGACUCCUCGUAUGAAGAGGAAGUAUGACCCUGAUACUGAUUCUGAGCCUUCAGCGUUUGUCUCGCCGCGCAAGAGGGGCAAGUUUCAGCGCCAAAGCUCCAAGUUACGCGAGGAGAUUUCGCUACCAGAACUCGCAUCAUCGAUUGAACAGUCAUUUGUCUCCGCUCUAGACAACUCUCUUUCCGCUGUAGCGGCUGAAGAUCGCACGAACGGGACUAGCGGUGAGUCUGAGAGUAGGCCCGAACGUCCGCAAUCUAGAGAAUCCGGGGGCGAGGCACCUCUACCACAACUCCCAAGUGACAGUGAUUCGCCCAAAUCAACCGGUAUAGAUGAAUCUCAGCGGUCUUCGGCGUCAACUGCCGCUACGUCGGUCUCCGACGCGGGAAUUAAAAUCAAGGUCGAGUCAGUGGAGAUGUCCGUACGUGAGUCUGCGGCUGUUGAGACUCUCCAGGCCGAACAAUCAGGUACAGACCAUCCAGAUCCAAAGUCAUGCCUAAGCGGCAGUGACGCCGGUGAGCUUUCAGACUUAUCUGAUUCGUAUGAAUUAGACGACCACCUCGAAACCGUCGUACCCAAGGGCAGAAGCGUGUCACGCCAGAAACGCAAGGUCAUGGCAUCGGUCGAAGAUGACACCCCUGGUGUUCGUGUCCCCGGCGACUACACGAAGACGGCCAAACUACUCGCCCAGCGCUAUGAUCGAUGGGUAGACUGCCAGACUUGCAAUGCCUGGUUUGUCCAGGAGAAUUCUUACCAGACUCGAAAGGAAUGCCCUCGUUGCGAGCGUCAUUCCAAGCUGUAUGGCUUUCAAUGGCCAAAGACCGAUAAAGAAGGACCGCACGAUGAUGAAGAAAGAGUCAUGGAUCAUAGGACGGUUCAUCGUUUCAUCGCUCCAGAAGACGAAGCCCGUGUCCGGCGGAAGAGUCGCGGAGUCAGCUUUGGCAUUACGCCUACGCCUGAACUUUCUGAUGCGAGAACUGAGACAGACAGCAGUGAUGUUGGCAAUGACAGACGCAACACCAGAGCUAGCCGGAGGAGAGACCGCCAGCUUAGGAUGACGAUGUGAGCUGAUCUCUCAUUUUUAAUCUACUUGUAAUGUAUCAUGGGGCACGAUGGGGAGUUUGGGCCAUUGCAUUUGUGAGAUGGGUUAUUUGGAGUCUGGGAUAUUGCUGGGAAUCCAUCUUUCGACCUCUACGCAUGCGUUUCCUAUCGAAGCAUACAUAUUG
This is a messenger RNA of Paecilomyces variotii, 2080 nucleotides long. RefSeq names its product histone-lysine N-methyltransferase set9. Lineage: Eukaryota; Fungi; Ascomycota; Eurotiomycetes; Eurotiales; Thermoascaceae. Bases 1 to 1920 code for a protein of 639 amino acids. Gene Ontology annotation, cellular component: nucleus. Gene Ontology annotation, molecular function: histone H4K20 methyltransferase activity; protein binding. The record is from RefSeq and is a predicted model, not a curated record. The transcript has 2 exons.